CGCCGAUAACAUAAUUUGUGUCAGUCUUGUUCCAUUUAAUCUCUUUAAAUAUACAUUUUGCUUUUCAUUAAAUAAUUAACGUUGUAGAUAUGUAAGUAAUCUACGAUUUUACAAUUUAUAAACAGUCUCGGAAAUAUAGGUCAAUGGUUUCUGCAAAUAUAACAAUCCUACACAGAAACUACUAAGUAAAUAUCAAGUUUAGUGCAGUUUGUUUUGAAAUUUCUUGCUACAACAGUUCGCAAUUUUGAGAAGGUAUAUUUUUUUCAAUAACAAUGUUUUUUCAAUUGUAUUGGCAAUAUUUCGCUGCUGGGCUAGUUAUUUGGGUUAUUAUAAGGAUUGGAUAUGCUAUAUUCAAUGGAAAAAACAGAGCUAAUAAAUUAGCGGAAAAAGAUAUUAUGGAAAAAAGUCGUGAAGAAAAAAUUGUAGAUAGUAAUGAUUCGGAAUCUGAAGAACAUAAUGACGAUAUAUUACCAGCACUACCAAAGGACCUUAACCACAUUCCUCUUCUUUUCAGCAAACUGGGAGAAGAAGAGUCUUUAAAUAGAGCAGAGGAAUUCUAUAAGCUCAUGAAUAGAAGACGCACUGUUCGCCAUUUUACUAGACAGAAUGUCCCUAAAGAAAUAAUAUAUAAUAUCAUUAAAACGGCAGGCACUGCACCCAGUGGGGCUCAUACUGAACCAUGGACUUACGUUGUCGUAAGUUCUUCAAACAUUAAACAAAAAAUUAGAGAAAUAAUCGAGGAGGAAGAAGAAAUCAACUACAAGAAACGAAUGGGCAAAGUGUGGACCACGGAUUUGAAACCGUUGAAAACCAACUGGGUAAAGGAAUAUCUCACCGAUGCACCCUAUUUAAUUUUGGUGUUUAAACAACUGUACAGUAUUCGUCCGGAUGGAAAUAAGAAAAUGCACUACUAUAAUGAACAAAGUGUUUCUUUGUCAGCCGGUAUUCUUUUGGCUGCAAUUCAGUAUGCUGGUCUAGUUUCUCUAACUUCAACUCCAUUGAACUGCGGUCCAGCUCUUAGAACCUUACUGGAUCGUCCUAAAUCUGAAAAAUUAACUCUGUUGCUACCAGUAGGAUACCCAGCAGAAGAUUGUCUAGUACCAGAUCUACACAGGAAGUCGUUAGAAGAUAUUAUGGUAGAAUUUUAAAUGUAAUAACUAUUUUUUACUAUUCUGUUUUAAUUAAGGUUUUUAAUCAAGUAAUAUUUCUAGAUUGAUAUUUUUUGAAUAUAUUUACUAAUAUACAGGGUGGCGCACCUCAUUCGCCUCGGUUGAU
Molecule: messenger RNA, 1275 nt
Organism: Sitophilus oryzae (rice weevil)
Lineage: Eukaryota; Metazoa; Arthropoda; Insecta; Coleoptera; Curculionidae
Product: iodotyrosine deiodinase 1
Exons: 4
Coding region: 273-1148 (291 amino acids)
Molecular function (GO): oxidoreductase activity
Source: RefSeq, a predicted model, not a curated record